GGUCAAAGUGCAGAGGGAGCGAAAGUGCGGAGGUCUAAUAAAUGCACACCAUGAGAAAAGAUCUGUCAGGUUGUCUGCAUGCUGCACGGAUUCGGAUGGCCUGAAAUCCUUCGCCGAUGGAUUUCAGUGACGAAAGUGACAACAUUUGCACACCACCCCCUCCUGCGAGACCUAACCAUCAUGGGAGCCACCAAAGGCCUCCAGAACACAACAGUGAAGACAAUCUAAACGCGUCUCCCCCACCCAAAAGACCUGCUGGUAGAAAGAAAAAGGGUGCCCCUAGCAAGACUCAGAGAAACAGCCCCAGACAAAAGCCUACAAAGUCAAGGAGUUCAAGUAAACCGGUCAGGAAGAAACGCACGAAAGAGUGUCUCGGACCAGCCUACAUCUCCCCUCCCUCAAGCCCAUCCCCACCCCCUGUCAUAGACUCUGCUAACGACCACACACACUCACCUCCACAUACUAUCGAUCCCUCUAGGAAAUUACUGAGUGUAGGAAGCUCAGAUGUUGCCAGAGGAUUAUCAUCGAUUCCUGGAAUAGUCACACCACCUCACAGUAGGGCCACAUGCGAUAGAAACCCUGACAUUCCUCCGAUGGUGGGGCAUCCAGAUAUUUCAGAUUUGUUUCUAGAGCCCCAAGAACAAUCGUCUGCAGAGUAUUACAGGAGUACUCUAAAGUAUGGGGAAGACCUAGGCAGGGAUGAAGAUUCUAGACUCAUUCACAGUGAGAGGGAAAUAUCAGGAGGUUUGUUGAUGACCAAUGAAACAGCUCUACAUACACGUGAUGCUAAUGUCAGUAUUGAUGAUCUGUUUGGAUGAGUUCAUGUGUGCUGUAUCAUCAAUUUAACCACCACUAUGUAUAUACCUGUGCUAUUUUCGUUAGGCCCUCUUGGUAAUGAAUAAGCAAAUGUAU
Messenger RNA from Geodia barretti, 912 nucleotides. Lineage: Eukaryota; Metazoa; Porifera; Demospongiae; Tetractinellida; Geodiidae. The record is from the annotation of a GenBank genome assembly.